AUGGGAGAGAUCAGCGAGCACCGGUGCACCGUCUCUCGAAAGGAUCGUUUCCUUUUGUACGCCUGCUGCGCAACAACGUUGAUAUUGGUCGGGGCAUUCUUCUGCUUGUUCGCUCUACAUCAAAUCAGAAUUGACCGACUCGAGUCUCGCAUCAACAACAUUGAAGUUACACUUGCGAAGUUCGACUUUGUAGAAGAGAAUGCAAACGAUCACGCCCCUGAUCAUGACUCGCUGCACCGCUAUGCUAGACGAGCUGUCAGUCAAAAUGUCGACGAUACAGGGAGUAUGGACAAGCUUCUAGAACAGAUGAUUUCACUACAGCUGAAGUCACUGCGAGCUCACUGUACAUCAAACCAAAAAAUUUGCAUUCAAGGCCCCAAAGGAAGCGUGGGAGCAAAAGGUGAGAAAGGAAGGCGUGGAUCACAAGGCAAGAAAGGAGAAACGGGUCUUCAAGGAAUGCAAGGUGAGAAAGGUGAAACAGGUGACGUGGGACCACGUGGAACAAGCAUUGACCCUCCCGUCAUCACUCGUUCCCCACUCAGUGUGACCGUAUUACAAAACGGUUUAGCUGUCUUCGAAUGUGAGGCAAGUGGAACACCAAAUCCUACAAUCAGUUGGAGAAGACUGGAUAACUCGCCGCUUCCUAAAUUGCGAGCUUCCGUAUUGCUCACCAAUGCACUAAAAAUUGUUGAUAUCCAACCAGAAGAUGCAGGUUCAUAUGUAUGUGAAGCUAAAAACGUGUUUGGGUUAGAGCAAGCAUACGCCACUCUUGCCGUUCAAGCUCCUCCAUCUUUUAUUAAAGUGUCUUCUGACGUUGUGUCCGUAUUUCCCAGAGACGAUGUCAAGUUGGACUGCUUGACGUCAGGAUAUCCCAUUCCAACGAUUACUUGGUCUCGAGUAGAUGAUUUGCCAAAGUCCAGCAAAAUAGAGAAGAACGGAACUCUCAUUCUUCGUAACGUGACGCAAUCGGAUGUAGGUCAAUACAUCUGUACAGCACAAAACGAUAUUGGAAAGAAGACUCACUCUCUUACUCUCAGACUAGAUGUAGAAAACAUUCCUACUCUUCCUGGAGAAGCUGUUGUUAAUACGGACGCUCUACUCAAGUGUCGACUUUGUUCUAUCCGUGGAUAUUCAUUGACGUGGGAAAAGAUUGGCGGCAGUCUUCCAGCAGGAAGGACGACACAAAGUGGUUGCACUCUCAUUAUCAAAAACACGACCCUGGAUGACAGCGGAAGAUACGCGUGCAUUGCAACCAAACAGACGGGAGAGAAACUGAGACACGAAGUACCGUUUACAGUUAUAGCUCCUCCUCGUAUCACCAGUCACAUUUCGCCUAUCGUUGCUAUUCGAUCACAAGGAGAAUUGGAAUUGCGGUGUGCUGCUGUCGGUCCGCCAGCGCCUGAGGUCUACUGGACUCGAGGCUCACAACGGUUGACAAGCACGGAAAAGGGAAUCCUGCAAAUCAGAAACAUGGACGAAUCGUCCAUUGGCUUUUAUCGCUGCAACGCGGUCAACCGCUUGGGCCAAGAUGCUAGAGAAACCAAUAUAGUAAUAUCUCAGUUGCAAUUUGUGGAACGUCCACCAUACAAUGUGACUUUCAACAGUACAUCUGAAACAAUAGCAAUCAACUGCACAGCUACAGCGGCAUCCGGUUUACCCGUCAACACGCAAUGGUCGAUCAACCGUUAUCAUAAGAAACAAUUUGGAUGCGACGAAGAAUCCUAUGGUAAAAGUAUAUCUGUGUUCUCGAAUGGAACUCUGGUUAUUCCUAAAGCAGACCGAUGCGACAUCGGUGUGUACAACUGCAGCGCUCAACAUGACGGAGAAACUAUAAGCACGUCAGCGCGAAUUGUCUCUUUGUAUAGAGAUACGAGUUGGAUGUUGACAAGUGACUCAUGUGGAGGAUUCAGGCAGUCUACGUACGACAAAUCAGUUCGUUACGCAGUCUCGUUGUCAGACGUAUGGGAUAAAUCAAAAAUAUAUGAUUGUCCUGUUGGAUAUCACUGGGCAUCUACUGAUGAAGGACGAAAAAUAUUUAAAAAUAACAUUAACAAGUCGGGUAUCCACGUGUAUAACGCACAGUGCAAAUGGUCCGGUUAUGUGUGGGAAGGAAAGAAUCGUUAUUACUUCAGGUUUCGUGAUUCGGCGUCAACCAAUGCUUACAAGCAUUCUGGCAACAACGACGAGUAUCAAAUUCAAACCAGUGCUGCUACCAGCCAAUUCGCCGGCAUUGUCUGCAUUAAAGACUGACCGCGGACUUGAUGGCCGUAUAGAGUCGUUCGCCUAUUACUAUUUCUGUGGGUUGUAACUGUUAGCUAAAUUGCUUCUCUCAAGCUGUAGUAUUAGAGGAACUCUUGUUAAACAGUUUACAUGUAACACUGUAAGAGCGUACUGGAAUUACAGAACAGCAGCAGAAACAGAUUGUGUUUUGCACUCUAUAACUAUAAAUAGGCAUAAAACCACGAGGCUAUUGCCUCAAU
Messenger RNA from Corticium candelabrum, 2480 nucleotides. Its product is annotated as hemicentin-1-like. The coding region runs from base 1 to 2250 and encodes 749 amino acids. The record is from RefSeq and is a predicted model, not a curated record. Lineage: Eukaryota; Metazoa; Porifera; Homoscleromorpha; Homosclerophorida; Plakinidae. The transcript has 10 exons.